This is a messenger RNA of Pistacia vera, 1393 nucleotides long. RefSeq lists its product as uncharacterized. NCBI's taxonomy places the organism in Eukaryota, Viridiplantae, Streptophyta, Magnoliopsida, Sapindales, Anacardiaceae. Bases 38 to 349 code for a protein of 103 amino acids. The transcript has 3 exons. The record is from RefSeq and is a predicted model, not a curated record.
UUGGUUUCGUUUUUGACUUUUUGUUUUGCAGAAUCCCAUGAAAAAGCAAGGAAGCAGAAAAUGCAAGAGAGGGAGACAGCGCCAACCAGAAAAUCAACUCUCAAAUACAAUCACAAAGCAUAGCAAAAUGACCCUUAAACAUCAACCUUCUGCUUCUCCUUCUUCCAAACCACCGAAGUCCUCCGCUUUCCUCGACAAGAUGCAGAGUCCGGUUCCAGGUUCAGUUCUUGGUUCCUACAGUGAAGGAACUGGAAUCGGGGAGUCCCGAUUCCAACUUCUUAGAACCGGAACCUACCCUGUCAAUGACGGUUCCGAUUACUAUCUGAAAUCAGAGCUUCUGACCAAAUGAAUCUCUCUCUGCAACAUGAUUGGUUGAUUUCAUAUACAUGUGCAACAAGAUCACUACUUUAUCAAAGGAGUGAUUUAGAUCCCUUAUCCACUCCUCAGAAGAAAAGAAAUCACAAAUUUUCAUUACAUUUUCCUCUCCUAUCGCCAAGACUGAAGAAAGCUGAGCCUGUGUUCAUCUCUCUAGCAGGCGCAGGCCACUUGGUUCCUGAAGUUGAGUUUGCAAAGCAAUCGUCAGAGCAAGAUGAUGGACGUUCUACAGUGUUCAGAAAUUAUAUAAGGGAAGUGUUGCUUCGCUAAGGGAAUGGUUACGUGUUGCAUGUAAUGCAAGCGGUUUUCUCAUGCAUGUUUCUUAAGGCUGAAAGCUAUUUUCGUGUAUGAACUGUAUUAUCCAUUCACUGGCUCCCUAGCUCAUUGUUUUAUAUUUUUCCCCAGGUUUACAUACAGGGAACGUGAGGCGCUUGCUUAUGCUUUAGGUUGGCCCACAGUCGCAUUUUCAUUGGCAUAACGCUUGUACAUCUUAGAGGAGCACUCUGAUACAGUGUUUUAUGUAAAUGAUUACACUUUCAUAAUCAUGUUUUGAGUUGUACAACUGUCAUUAAAGUUUUAUGAAUAAGUUUUAUACGAUCCUUGAGUCCUUGGAAACGCUUGGAUAGGGCAUACUCAAAGGGGGGGCGGCUAAGAACACCUUCGACGGAACCCACUUUCACAUUGACAAAAUGAGUAGUCAUAAGGGAUGGUUAGAAAGAGAGAUCCAAAUCAGCUGAAACCAGAAUAAGGACAGGAGAAUCAAAGAUUAAAGUAAAGUAAACGACGGCGAACACUGGACGAGUGAAGGCGAAUUGGCGAAGUGUGAAGGUGAAGAAAGGGAGAAAGGGUUAGAGAUUUCAAUUUUGAAAUUUUGUUUUGUUAGGUCCGUCUGGUUUACUGUUACUAACCCGAUUUAUUCUGACUCGCAAUUGAACCCUAGGUUAGUAUUGUUCAAUGUUGGGUCAAUCCUAGGCCAAUCCAAUCCAAAGGCAAAACUGGGCUAAAUCAUGUGAUCGAA